Molecule: messenger RNA, 2768 nt
Organism: Cryptomeria japonica (Japanese cedar)
Lineage: Eukaryota; Viridiplantae; Streptophyta; Pinopsida; Cupressales; Cupressaceae
Exons: 10
Coding region: 293-2473 (726 amino acids)
Biological process (GO): potassium ion import across plasma membrane; regulation of monoatomic ion transmembrane transport
Cellular component (GO): plasma membrane
Molecular function (GO): inward rectifier potassium channel activity
Source: RefSeq, a predicted model, not a curated record
UAUUAUUCGACUACCGUAACUGUAAUGGUAAUCAAAAUAAUAUUAUCUUUGCCUGAAACUAAACCAAAAGCCAAGCUUAGAGGAUCUGCCUAACUUAAUUCAAAUGCUGAUAGGAGGUAUACGUGUGUAUUCAAUAAACAUGGUUGCAGAAGGCAGAUUGAGGGACAUUAAACGAAGAGAAGAAAAGAGUGGAUCAAUACACUCGAAAUUAUAGUUCAUCUUACACUGGAGCAUUUAACAUUCCUUGGUCUGUUGCCACUGAAUGUAGGGUCAUCAAACGAUAUUUGCCAAAAUGGCUUGGAGGCGAGAAAAUCUGCGUUCUCGGCUGAUUUCAGCAAGAUCAAUUGAAGAGACUGGGCUAGAUUCUCUUUUUUAUGGGGAUGGUUUCUCGUAUUAUCCUCCUUAUUCAACAAUUCCAACCACCUUGGAGGGCUGCAGCACCACCUCAAGAAUCAACAAGAAUACAAUUACAAGCAGGGAUGCUCACCUUCCUAGAAAAGGUGCCUACCAAGAUAUCUGUUUCUCACACCAACAGAGUCUAAUUCCAGAUCAUGAGAAUAAGCAAAACUUCAUCAGUGACAACUCUCAAGUGCGAUGUUAUUGGGACAAGGAUGAUGCUUUUGAGAAUGAUCAAUUAAAGACUGGUAAAAGAAUAGCUGGAAUAAACCAUGGUGCAAAUGGAAGACCAGAUAAUUCCUCAGAGAAAACCAAAGAACAGAUAAAUCAUUGUGCAAAUUCUGCAUGGAAGGCUGAAAAAGUUUGUAGCACAAUUUUGCCUGUCCACAAGAAAUAUAUCAAGAAAAACAGUUCUCUUUUAUCAAACAAAAGGAAAUUAAAGGCAAAACGUCAUCAGAUAAACAAAAAUUUGCAAGAUAAAAACAUAGAAGAAAAUUCAGAUAGCCCUUUCAAUGAAUUGCUUGAUGAUGACAGAAGCACCAAACAGGAGUCUGUGGCUGAGAAACAGGAUGCAAGAUGGAAAUGCACUUUGAUCACUAAUAAAUCAGACAAUGCUGGAAUUUCAUCGAUCUCUCCGAAAUAUAAGAAUGCUUAUGAGUGUGAAAAAACAGUGCAUGGAUCUAGGGAUCUGAUAGUAAAUGACACCUUGCCUGCACAUUCGAUGAUUGAAUAUGAGAAAUCUGUUCUUAAAUUUGAUGCAAAGAAGUCAUCAUCUGAGUCUCUGUCAGAUGAUUGCAUAGAUAAUUCACUUGAGCAAAAUCAAGAUGCUCUUUCAUUAGAAUCAUCUGAAGGUGGUAGCCAGAAUGAGAUAGGUGUAGGUUUAUGUCUAGCAAGUGACAGGGAAAAGCUGAUUGCAAAGGAAGAAACAGAGCAACUUCUAAACAGACUGGAUGCCAAUGUUACACAUGGUAGGAAUUCUCUACCAGGUGCACGAACAAGGUGGAUGCGUCUGAAGAGUAAAAUUAACUUUGUUAAUAAGGGAGAUGCAGGAAGUAUUGGGGCAGUGGCAUUUGAAGGUGUCAGAACUUUAUCAAUAGGAAAACGAAAAGGUAGAAAAGGGAUGGAAGCAUUGCUUGUGAGACAGGACAAAGGAAUCAUUAGCUUUAUCCAAGACCUUUAUGUAGCCUGCUUGAAGCUCCCUAUAAUUCACUUCUUAAUAGGCGUCUUCCUUGUUCCAGUUGUUCUUGGGCUACUUUUCUCACUAUUAUACUUGUUGGAUAUUGAUGGCCUGAGUUUUGAUGGAGUAAUGAAUAAAGAUCCAGAGGGUGACUCUAUAGCAUCAACUAGACAUCGGUGUUUUACUUUACUGAAUGUAUUUCUUUAUGCGUUGUCACUUUCAACUACAUUUGGUGGAUCACCAGUUGCUGCCGUGUCUCCCUUUUGUCUUCUUGUGGCAAAUAUGAACACGUUGGCUGCCCAAUUUUUGUUUGUCUUUUUAAGUGGAGCUGUUUUUGCUCGCAUGUCUCAACCCUCGCAGCCUAUUCGGUGUUCUAGGAUAGCAAUAAUCAAAACAGAUGAUGUAACUAUCAAUCAAGGAGAGUACUCUGAAGAAAAAUUCAAGGUAUUUGCUAUAAGAUUGGUUCUUGGAGGACCAGCACCUUGUGAGCUUGUUGAUGUAAAGAUAUGCUUGACAUUCAGGAUUUUUAUCCAGCUUCCAAAUGGCUCCACGUUUUGCUCCACUCAAGAUUUGGACCUUGUUCGCUCAGAGGUUUCGUACCUUAGAUAUGGGCUGAUGGUUCGGCAUGUUAUGGACAAGAAGAGCCCUAUAUAUGGCCAUACCUUACAAAGUUUGCAUGAGGGAGACGCUUCAUUUUCACUAACUAUCAUGGGGCUGGAAAGGUCAUCUAUGCAACCUAUAUUUCACCUUGAGGAUUAUUUCGUGUGCGAUGGUGAUGUGGCAUGGGAUAGAGACUAUGUUGAUUUCAUUCAUACAAAUGCCAAGGGUCAACGCGUUCUAGAUCAUUCAAAGAUUGACCUCCUCAAGCCAGCUGAUAAUAAUGGAACUCAACCUACAUAAGUGGAGUAAAUAUGGUCUCAGUAUUUAUCCUGACAAAGGACAAUAUAAACAAUAUAAAGGAGAAUUUGAGAACCUGAUUUUUUUCUGUUUAUUAUCUAUCAUACCUUGUAUCUAUAUGUAUAUGAGAUAAUGAAACCCUGUACUAUGUAGCACAAUUAAAAUCAGAAUGUAAUUGAUAAUAAGGUAAAUUGCACUUUUCUGUAAUACUUCAAAGAAGUUGGGAUAAUAUUCCUCCAAUAUAUACGUAUUAAAUUUUGCCCCAAAUUAAUAUGUUAAGCAAUGAUUGGAAAUCUCA